AUGGCGAGUGCUGAAAAGUUGUACAAAGACGCAAAAAAGGCGCUAGAGAAGUCGGAGAAGGCGCUAGUACUAGAGAAAGGAGGAAGAGACAAAGAGAAGCUUGACAGUGAGGACAUGCUGGAGAUGGUCAAGCUAGAGAAUAAACAGAAAGCAUUGGAGGAGGCAAAGGAAGAAUGGGACAUAGAAUGGAGUAGACAUAGUAAUAUGGGUUUCUUAUGCUGCGAGUUUGCCAGUAGAAUGUUACCAAAGUUAACUCGACUUGAACCAGAUCAAAACCAAAUUUUGAGUACACUCAGUAGAAAACUCUUUGAACAUCACUUGAAAAGACAAUCAGAACAUGAAGAUAUUGAAAUACUUGGAAAUUUUAAGAAAGGAUUACAGUCAAAGGAGUUACCCCAGGAAUUGAAGGAAUAUCACCCAGAUGGUGAAUGGAUGCCACCUCCAUUAAAUAGUGAUGAGGUGAAAGAUAUGCAAGGACCGAUGGUUACUCUAUUGAAAGACCUUGCAAAGCAUUCUCAACAACAUGUACUUGGCAAGGCAAUACAGUUAUCGCACAUCCACCAUGCAAGUGUCUUCAGUUCUGUGCAACCACAAUUACUUUGGUCAUUGGUUAUCUGGAUUAUAGAGUUAAAAGACAACUUAUCGAAACUUGGCAAUCGCAAGAAUGGUAUUGGAGAAGUGAUUAACCGCUUGGAGCUUAUUCUCGAGCAUCAGCCUAGCCCAGAGCCAGGGCAUCUCGUGUAUGCUCAACACGUAUUACCAGUCUCAAUUUGUCUUGAAAAUAACAUAAGGUUAACUGAGCUAGAAAUAAUCCGUCACGGUUAUUGUCGCAAAGCAUGGGUGAUUUCCGGUGUAGUGAAUUGCGCUGACAUAGGCAUCAACAGUACAAACAACGGGACCAAAGUCAUUGUGAAAUAUGGCUGCGAUGCAGCAAUGCUUAAAAAAGAAUACGAAAUUGUUCAAUACCUACAACGCCAAUCGGAAGCUAUUUUUGGCCCCCCAUGUGGCAAUCCGAUAGUUGAACUCGGUGAUGGAACAACGACACUGGCAUUGUUCAAGGAUAUCUUGACUACAUUACAAACUGUGCAUAAUUAUGGUGUAUUUCAUCGAGAUAUUAAUCCAAAGAACAUGGUUGUUGUACGUGAAGGUGAUAGAAAUCUGGCUUAUCUUAUUGAUUGGAACAUCGCCAUUUUAUCAACAGAUACAGAAAAUGAUGACUUCUCAUGCACACCUUUAUAUACUUCCCACAAUCGCCUUAAGACGCUAUUAAUGGGAACUCCUGACAAACGAAGCACGUACACUUAUACAUUACACGACGAUUUGGAAUCUCUUUUCUGGUCUCUUCUUGAUGUCCUCGCUCAAGCGGACGUUGGACAUCGAUUACCAUGGUACCGCCAUCUUAAGAAGCCAUCAUCGUUGAAAGAUCUUUGCGAUUCUCGUUAUGCAAUUGUUUAUGAUGAUAUUGAAUAG
This is a messenger RNA of Paraglomus brasilianum, 1470 nucleotides long. Lineage: Eukaryota; Fungi; Glomeromycota; Glomeromycetes; Paraglomerales; Paraglomeraceae. The record is from the annotation of a GenBank genome assembly.